CCCCACUUCACUCUUCUAGUCCUCUUCUUCUCUAUAAUUUCAAGUUUCCACUUGCUCCACUGCUCACCAUUCCUCCAAAGUCACUUCUCUUUCUCUAGUGCGAUGGAUGCAAAAUCUGCUGAAGCUGCCUCUCAAAUUUUGAAGUAUCAGACAUGGUUCUUGAAAGUUCCUAUCCACUGCGAAGGAUGCAGGAGGAAAGUCAAGAAAGUUCUACAGAGAAUUGAUGGUGUUUUCAUGACAACAAUCGACCAGCAGCAACAGAAAGUAACGGUCAUUGGAAGUGUUGGCGUUGACAUCCUGAUUGGAAAGCUGAUCAAAGCAGGUAAACAUGCCGAAAUAUGGCCGGAAAAUGUGACCGGAAAGGGAAAAUCUUCCGGGAAAGCAAAGAAAAAGAAAGAACAAAAAGGCCCAGAAAACAGGGACAGCCAUUCCACUGAUAAAUCCGAAUCAAACCCCAACACCGACAAAAACAAGGGACUUGAAAGUGCUGCCAACUGUGACAACAACAACAACAAAAGCAAAACCAGCGAGUCGAAAAUUGGCGCCAACACAACGGUUAUUCCUCCGGCUGGUAAUCAGACUCCAGCGGACGGCCAUAAAGGGGGAGGAAGUGGAGACGCCGCCAAUAAAAGCGGCGGAGGGGGCUCUGGUAAAAAGAAGAAAAACAAAGCCGGUGGUGGGGGUGGUGGUAACAAUCGGUCGAAUUCAAUACCUGCACCUGCACACACUGAAUUCCAGACUCCUGGGCAAAUGAAUCCCAACCCUACACAUCAGCAAUCACACACUUACCCUGAAACCUAUAAUCCUCCUACGGCUUAUCUAACGCCGUAUAGAUCAUAUCCAACGGGAAGAAUGGGUGGUCAUUCAUCUUUCUAUGUUCCAUCAUUACCCUACAUGCACGCAGGCCUAGACCAUGAAGUUUACCAGCUGCAAUCUGCACCGUUGGUUUCCUUUGAGAUUUUCAGCGACGAAAAUGCCAAUGGAUGUUCCAUUAUGUGAAGAAUUGGAAGGGAAGAGAAUGUGAAUGGCCAGAGAUAGUUUUGGAGUGCUGAUUGUGUAACGUAAGGAAAUACAAAUCGUGGGAUAUUAUUUAGCGUUGGUUUGAUACUUUGUUAGUAGGUUAUUUUGGUUCUGGACCAGAGUGUACAUGAUGUAGUCUUCCCCACAAA
Messenger RNA from Neltuma alba, 1169 nucleotides. Its product is annotated as heavy metal-associated isoprenylated plant protein 35-like. Gene Ontology annotation, molecular function: metal ion binding. The record is from RefSeq and is a predicted model, not a curated record. The coding region runs from base 103 to 999 and encodes 298 amino acids. NCBI's taxonomy places the organism in Eukaryota, Viridiplantae, Streptophyta, Magnoliopsida, Fabales, Fabaceae. The transcript has 3 exons.